Molecule: messenger RNA, 2141 nt
Organism: Sitophilus oryzae (rice weevil)
Lineage: Eukaryota; Metazoa; Arthropoda; Insecta; Coleoptera; Curculionidae
Product: O-acyltransferase like protein-like
Exons: 12
Coding region: 275-2137 (620 amino acids)
Molecular function (GO): acyltransferase activity, transferring groups other than amino-acyl groups
Source: RefSeq, a predicted model, not a curated record
AGAUAAUUGCAUUAUUUAAAGCAUUGUUUAAACAAAAUAAGCGCUAGUAUAUUGUGGACUUUUGGACAACAAUCGAGCAUUCUCCAAACUUCAUUAGUUAAUACCCAAUUACACAAUUCUCGGUAGUGAUCGCGCUGCGGUUGGUCGAAUUAAAUUCGAAUUUUAUUUUAACUUAUUAAAAAAACAACCAAAAUUAUCAUAGUAUUAUUAUAUUUUAGUAAAGUUUCAUUUUUCUUAUAGUAAAAGAUAAAAAUUUUGUUACAAAAUAUCGUCAAUGUGGCUCAAAGAGUCAUUUUUUGUUUUUCUAGUGUUCUUCGAGUGUAUUUUAGUGUCUUGCUCACAAAAUAAACACUAUACAGAAGAUGGACUGCCGGUACUAUUUGAAAAAGACGAUUUCUACAAAUGCAGAGAUGAGAGUGGUACUUAUUGCAAGACAAGCUUUUACUUGACAGUGUAUAAUGAUAGUUCCAAAUUGGCAGUAGAAAUCAAGAAAUCUGCAAAUGACAGUUCAAGAUUUCGUAGAUCGUCUCUACACAGGAUGAUCUGCAUUCCUAAAGAAGUAAAUGUGAAAAACACAAAGGAAGCUAAAGCUUAUAUAGCAUAUACAAUGGAAGAGAAACUAAAAGACUAUAAUGUAACCCUAGAAGUCGAAAAGCUGGAGUGCGACACUGAGAAAAAUUUUAUAAUGUUGGACUUAUUUUUGAUAAUUGCAAUAUUAUUACUGAUAUACAUGGUCCUAGAAUCUACAAGAAAAGAUGAUAAAAAUGCUUCUAACUCAGCAUCUGCAGAAGAUACCUGGACUAAAAUAUUCUCCUUAAAAGAAAAUUGGAAACGAAUUGCAGAGAAAAAUAACAAUCCUGAUUUCCAGAGAUUAAAAUCUAUUCAAGGCUUAAGAUUUUUCAACACAAUUUUUGUCAUAAUUUUUCACACGCAUCUAUGUCAUUUACUGCUGUUUAUAGAAAAUCCUAAAGACUACGAAGAGAAUAUUGCAGCCAAUCCUGUACUGACUUUUAUGUAUCAGUCUAGCGUUUUUAUUGUCCAAACUUUUUUUAUGACGUCCAAUUUUCUCAUAACCAAUCAAAUACUAGAAUUGUAUAAGAAAAAUGGACGAUAUACUUUCGGUGACAUGAUCAUCUUGUUUGUCAACAGAAUCAUUAGGUUAUUACCAACAUUAUUGACAAUGGUCAUGAUGAUUUUUGUAGGAAUCAAACUAUUUCCAAAUGGAACUCCCAUUGUCGACGUCAUAAAUAUGUCUUGGAACGGCUGUCAAAAUUCUUGGUGGGCUACUAUUUUCCAGUUAAAUUUUCUCUACAAGAGCACUCAAAUGUGUAACCCUGGUAGUUGGUAUCUUUCUGUAGAUACUUUAUUAUACGUCACUACGAUAGUCGUCCUCUACAUCUACCUAAAUUUUCAAAUAACCUUGAAAAAAUUGCUGGUUUUUCUUUUCCUGUUUCUGAACCUUUGUUACGGCAUUAUGAUUUUUGCAUAUAACGUGGAUGCUAUGUAUAAAAUAAACACAGAAUCUAUCAGAGGCUUGCUAGAUUCACCUGCAUUUUAUUACUUAUAUAUUAAUCCUCUUGCUAGCUGGUCGACAAGUAUUGUUGGUAUAGCCUUAGGAUACAUUUACUUCAAAAUCAAGAACAAGGAAAUCAAGAUGAAUACAGUUCAACGAAUGCUUUGGCUGGCUGUUGUCAUCGUUUUACCUACUGCUGCCAUUUUGCUGACUAUUGCUGACGUAAAUGGCUUGAACAGAGCUAUUUUGGGACCUUUUAUAAAACCCUUAUCUGCUUUAGGGUAUGGAAUAGGUGUCUUGGGCUUCUCUAAGGGUUAUGGAGGUUUGAUAAAAAAAGUGCUGGAAUGGGAUUUUGCAGUAAAAAUGAGUAACUUCACUUACUGCACGUAUGUUUACCAUUUCUUCUUGGUGUUUCUGCUGCAUGGAGCAAGAAGAACGUUAUACAGAUAUUCAUUUUUCGCUUUGGUUUCGUCUUACAUAAUUGAUGUUGUACUGUCAUACGCUUUCGGUAUGCUGACUACAUUGAUGAUAGAAUACCCUGGAUUGCGACUGCAGAAAUUGUAUAUUCCGCAAAUUAAGAAAACCGUGUUACGUGAAAAAAAAUCAGACAAUAAAAUCAAAUAACAAU